Planococcus citri (citrus mealybug) is the source of this 1242-nucleotide messenger RNA. RefSeq names its product stromal cell-derived factor 2. The record is from RefSeq and is a predicted model, not a curated record. The coding region runs from base 177 to 836 and encodes 219 amino acids. The transcript has 6 exons. NCBI's taxonomy places the organism in Eukaryota, Metazoa, Arthropoda, Insecta, Hemiptera, Pseudococcidae.
GUUGAUAUUUUGCUGAUUACAAUGAGUAAAAAAUGUAUCGAAAAUGAAAAAAGUUUAAUAAUUUGCGAUAAUUCUAUUAAUUUACGAUAAAUUUAUUACUCACGAUGAACACCGGUGAUUCUUUUACGUAAUGAACGUUUCGUGUCGGAGUUAUCGUUUAAAUUUUAGUCAUCAAAAUGUUUGUAAAUAAUUGGUUACUUUUCCACGUCGGAUUCCUGAUUAGUUUUGUUCAACGAAUACCUUUUAUAUAUGCUAAAAGCCCAGAUCACGUUACCUGUGGUUCAGUAUUAAAAUUAUACAAUAUAGACUACAAAAUAAGAUUGCACUCGCAUGAUGUCAAAUAUGGAUCAGGAAGUGGUCAACAAUCUGUUACGGGCACAACUGUCCCCGAAGACAUCAAUUCACACUGGGCCAUUAAAGCAGUGACGGGUCAGACCUGUGUUAGAGGCGAGUCAAUUAAAUGCGGCGAUACAAUUAGAUUACAACACUUGUCUACCACCAAAAACCUACAUUCACAUUUCUUUAGUUCGCCUUUGUCAGGACACCAAGAAAUAUCGUGUUAUGGAAACAAUGGUGAAGGAGACAGUGGAGAUCAUUGGAAAGUUGUAUGCGAUGAUGAAUAUUGGAACAGAAGUAGGCAAGUGAAAUUCCAACAUGCUGAUACGAAAAUGUUUCUAGCCGCUACUCAACAAACGUAUGGCAGACCCAUCAGUGGUCAACAUGAAAUAGUCGGUGUUGGAAGACAAGAUGCUUAUGGUACCGCUUGGAAACCAAUGGAAGGAGUAUUUAUUCAUAAGAGUGAUUUCAAUCCUAAAGAACUCCACGACGAACUUUGAAUGAUGUACUCAGUUUUAAGGAACGGCAUUGCACAACUUUCAUAGCGUUGAAUCCUUUGACAUACUCGGACUUGUAAAUAAUAUAAUAGACGCCAUACGUUGUUGAAUAUUGUACAUAUUUGUUACUUGAUCUUUUGUUUUUUUUCUUAUUACUUAUGAAAAAAUCAGUCUUUCUAAAAGUAUUGAAUAAACGCGAAUACUUUUCAAAUUGUCAACAGCCUGUAAGUACAAACGCCGCAUACUUAGUUUUUGUGAAACAUGAAAGGUCAAGAGGAAAAAACUGUGUUCUUUUUCAACUCAUUUUCUUCGUUUAUUAAAAGAGCGAUUACAUAAAUAAAUAGUAAUUAAUUUGAUGGUCAUUAUAAGACUACAAAAAGAAAUAAAUUUUCAUUUUUUUGUGUUUCAA